Anopheles darlingi is the source of this 2795-nucleotide messenger RNA. It is a transcript of the gene dup, whose product is annotated as DNA replication factor Cdt1. The transcript has 2 exons. Gene Ontology annotation, molecular function: DNA binding; DNA polymerase binding. The record is from RefSeq and is a predicted model, not a curated record. Gene Ontology annotation, biological process: DNA replication checkpoint signaling; regulation of DNA-templated DNA replication initiation; mitotic cell cycle. Gene Ontology annotation, cellular component: nucleus. The coding region runs from base 140 to 2365 and encodes 741 amino acids. NCBI's taxonomy places the organism in Eukaryota, Metazoa, Arthropoda, Insecta, Diptera, Culicidae.
AAAAGCGCGGGCUCUCGUUUGUCAAGACGUUCUGGCAGCCAUUUACGACGCUUGGCUUUUCUUUCGCAAGCGUCCAGACGAAAAGUGGAAAAUCAGUUGUAGGAAAAAAUUGUGCUUCCGCGUGUGCAAACGAUCGAGGAUGUCGCAGCCGACGGUUGCAUCUUAUUUCAACACCCGCAAACGAGCCGCCGUUGAACAUUUGGGUGGUGCGCAUCGGAAUAAGGUACUGGUUUUGGAUAAUCCCACAGCCGUAGGUAGAACUACCUACUUGACGAACAGUUCGCAGGACUCGGAUCACGAAGAGCUGCGCUUCGUAUUUGCUAACAAUACCAACCUUUCUUCAAAGAGCUCCGAUGCCAACGGAAAUAAUGUUGAGCCAUCGGACAGGACCGUGGAUCUGGGCAGGCGUGUCACGCGCGCCUCCCGGGCCAUCAAGCGCAUCGGAACGGUCGAGCUGGACGAGAAAACGAAAGCCCUGCUUUCGGCCGCCCAACCGAAGCUGGUUUCUUUCGUGAAGAAGGGUAACCUUUCACCCCAGAAGCGCGUCAACAGCCCGGCCAAACCACCGAUCGUGCCCGCAAAGAAGCUGUUCGCAGCACCAAAGGAACCGUCGACCAGCGAGGCCAAGAAGGAAGCGGUCGAGUUUUCGCCUCGCAACAGCGUGAAGAAUGUGGAAAAGGGAAACAAAGUUGCUGUCGCAGCAGCUGUGGGCCGAUCGAUGGUGGCUAAAGACAAGGAUAGCCUCACGGCCGAAGAGAUACGUGGCAAGCUGCUGAGCCAUCCGCGGCUGCCGGAUCUGAAGGCAAAGCUUAAGGCCGUUCAGGAUGGGAUGAAGGAACUGAAACGUAUGGAACAGGAGCGUCUGGAGGGAAAGCAGCCGCUUAAAGCACCCGCUAGUCCAAGUACGGCGGCCAAAAAUCUAAAGGAAUUCAACUCCCUCGAGGUGGAAGUGAUGGUCAGCCCGAAGAAAACGUACAUGUCGCCAACGAAAAUACUGAAAACGCCGACCAAGAGCGCGGCGUCACCUUCGAAGAACAUCACACCGAAGUCGCGUCUGGCUGAGCUAAUGAGCCCCAUCAAGGAGGCGUCGGCUGCCACACCCAUUAUGGCGAGCCCGAAGAAGGUGCCCGCAUACCAGCGUUUCCAUGCGCUGGCCAUUGCUGGACCGCCUUCAUUGCAUCUGCCGUACAAGUACCGCUCGUUGCUGGAGCUGUUCAAAUGCAUCGAUACGGUGAUAUCGAUGUUCCACAAUCGCAAAGAGCAGAUCACCUUCAAGAAGCUAAAACCGGCGGUACAGCGUAUGGCAAGGAAGAACUUUUUCGAAUCGCACCUUGCCCAGAUACAGCAUCUUUAUCCGGGAGGGGCGUACGUGUUGACCCAGGAACUGACAAAGAACUACGGUUCGGCAACGAAGCACGAAACCUACCAGCUCGUGAUACAACCGAAGGUAGAAGCUGCGAUCGGUGAAGGGAAGAAAGACGAAGAUGCCAGCUUCUUGCGUACGCUUCAAGGCCAAGCAAUGAACCCGCAGGUUAUGCUAGAUCGUCAGCAUCGCUUUCAUCGGUUGCUGCUGGAGAAGGUGAAAGAUGCACACGAGGCGUUCCUCCGAGCACACGAACCGCCACUAACGGUUGAUCGGGAGAAGAUUGUUCGUUGGCAUAUGGAUUUCGAUCUUGAAAGCUGUCCCGACAUUGAACAGGCGGAGCUUCCAAAACCCCCAAAUGUCGAGAAAUUCUCGUCCGCCAGGGAUGUGCUGUCGACGGCCCGGAAUUUGUUUAAUUGUGCUACUCCGAUCGAACGGGCACUGCAGCGUUUGGAGGAGAAGAAACAGAAAGAGGCGACGAUUGCGGCCACCGCUACACUCGCGCUUAGUGAGACUGAUACGCAAACCAAAAAUCCAUCGGCCAAUGUGAAAGAGGAACAACCAGCAGCAGCAGCACCGACCACAUCGCUCGCCGAGUACGAUGUGUUUAAGAACAUCCCCAAAGCACUGCUGGAGAAGAUCCGUGCCAAACAGGCCGCGAAAGCACUGGAUCAGAUGACCAGAAGGCCAUCGCAGGAGAAGGAAGCCAUCAAGUACGGGCGGCUGCCUGAGCUGGCACGCCAUUUGCGAAACAUUUUCGUGACCGAGCGUAAAAAUGUGCUUCCACUGGAGACACCACUGGUGAAGAUCGAAAACAGUUAUCGGGGCAAGCUGACGCUGCUAGAGCUGGAGGAGCACAUACGGCUGAUUGCUCAGCUCGUACCGUUCUGGUUAACGCUGCCCGAGGUGCGCAAGGUAAAGUACGCCAAGAUAGCCAAAGACUGCGAUCUCGCUAAAGUGAUUGGCGUACUGGAACGGAAGGCCAACGAAGUGGUUCAGUAAGGAACGGGGAAAAGUGGCGUUUGCGAACUUUCUUAAUCUAAUUCCUUUCUAUUCUUCGUGUUGAAUUUCUUACAAUUGCAAUUUUACACCUUAGCUGUUUUGUCGCGAUGCUUUUUGACGUUCUAGCUUUUUAAUGAUUGAUAUUCUAGGCCGUGACUGUUAGCAAAUGAAUACCGUUUACGGACGAUUGGACUAUUAGUUUAUGUUAUGCCACUAAGGACGCAAAGUUACAUCGCCCACUGUUUACGCUAUUGAACUCUUUUGUGUACCGUGUUUUUCCUUUUCUGACCAAUUAAUGUUUUGCGAGAGAUAGAAAAUAAAGCAAUCAAUAAAGAUAAUGACUGUGUUUGACAACCUUUGAUAAGCAUUCCGUGCAACGAUGAGUCACGAGCGUUCGGCAGCGUGUCAAAUGAGUCACAACCCGUUGGAU